Messenger RNA from Girardinichthys multiradiatus, 2311 nucleotides. RefSeq names its product ADP-ribosylation factor interacting protein 1 (arfaptin 1) (gene arfip1). The coding region runs from base 350 to 1828 and encodes 492 amino acids. Gene Ontology annotation, molecular function: phospholipid binding; protein domain specific binding. Lineage: Eukaryota; Metazoa; Chordata; Actinopteri; Cyprinodontiformes; Goodeidae. Gene Ontology annotation, biological process: intracellular protein transport; regulation of Arp2/3 complex-mediated actin nucleation. The transcript has 11 exons. Gene Ontology annotation, cellular component: trans-Golgi network membrane. The record is from RefSeq and is a predicted model, not a curated record.
AAGCAGCAUAUUCCAAUCACAGGGGGCGCUCGCGCACCGCAAAGCUUUUGCUGUGAUAAUUAUUAGCUGUGGGCCCGCAUCGGCAUUGGAGUCUUUCCGGGAUCUAGACAUCACGUCUGGCGUAGCUGUUGCGCGUUAAGGAUUACUGAUGUCUAGCUGGUAGCAUAUCCGCAAAGUUUGCACUAACAGUUUGCGCAGCAGCUUUUAAGAGAACCUCUGGCUUUGGCGAAGAGGCAGCAUUCCUGGUUUCAGUGAACUGCUGCAACGGCUAACAGUUCGCAGCUAACAGUUAGCCGCAUCCGCAGACAGGUCGUGUGUGACAGCAGAGAAACUCCAUAAACAUGCAGGUAUGUCUGAAGUUAGUCUUAAGGCUGAGUCGGGGAAAACUUCAGCCGAGGACCCUCAAAAGGAUUGUGAGGAGGCUGAUAAAGCAGAGGACAGUUUGAGUGAGGAUGUGACUCCAGAAAUUAUAGACAGUAGCAGAGGAGGAGAGGACACAGCUGAUGUACUAUAUGAGAUCAAUAUUGACAGUGAUGAAGAAAAUGCAGAAUCCUGCGAUAAGGGUGUUCAGGAGAAGGAUGAGGGUACUCGGCGGGGAAAUGUGGUGUCCAACAGUGUAGGCAGCAAGGCUAAAUGCCAGGGUGAAUCGACUGAAACACCACAGAGAAAUGGAGAUUCUCUCUCUGAAAUAAAGGAGAGCACAAUGGCUGAUUCUCAUAGAGGCUCAGCUGCUGAGAUCCCAGUCACCAGCAAUGGAGACCUGGAUCAGAGCCCUGAGAGAGUUUUUCAGAGGGAUUCCCACUCCUCUAAUCCAGGGGCCAUGAAUGUCUCAGAUUCUUCUGUCACCACCAGCAACUUUGCCUCAACAGCAGAGGGCAUCAUUGAAUCAGGGCCAUUCAAAGGGUCAGCAAGCCUUCCCUCUUCUCCUGUGACACCUGUAGCUCCCAGCGCAGCUGUUGCUAGCCGCCUGGCGCGCUCCUCCAGCGAUAGUCGGGAGGAGAAAGGCACAAUGAAAGUACAGCCGAACAGUGGAGCUGUGGUCCUUUCAGACGAUUUAAAGAACCCGGCCAUGGAAAAACUGGACCUAGUGAGAAAGUGGAGCAUCAACACAUAUAAAUGCACCCGUCAGAUCCUGUCGGAGAAGCUGGGCCGGGGCUCAAAGACCGUGGACCUGGAGCUGGAGGGGCAGAUUGAGCUGCUCCGAGAAAACAAGAGAAAGUACCAGAAUGUGAUCAAGCUGGCCCAGGCGCUGGCCAAUCAGCUGUCCCAAAUAAUGCAAACUCAGAGGCAGCUGGGCGACGCCUUCGCCGACCUCAGCCUCAAGUCCCCUGAACUCCACGAGGAGUUUGGUUACAACGCUGACACGCAGAAACUUCUGUCCAAAAAUGGAGAGACGCUGCUGGCUGCCAUCAGCUUCUUCAUCUCCAGUGUUGACACACUUGUAGACAAAACAAUCGAAGACACCAUGAUUAAUAUCAAGCAGUACGAAGCUGCCAGGAUCGAGUACGAUGCAUAUCGUACGGAUUUGGAGGAGCUGAACCUUGGACUGCGUGAUGGCAGCACCAUGCCGAAGAUCGAGCAAUCCCAGCAGCAAUUCCAGAUCCACCGCGAGAAGUUUGAAAGAAUGCGGAAUGACGUCUCUGUGAAGCUGAAGUUUCUGGAAGAGAAUAAGGUGAAGGUAUUGCAUAACCAACUCAUCCUGUUCCACAAUGCUAUUGCUGCAUAUUAUGCUGGAAACCAGCAGCAGCUGGAGCAGACUCUCAAGCAGUUCCACAUCAAGUUGAAAAUGCCCGGUGGGGAAAGUCCCUCCUGGCUGGAAGAGCAGUAAACACUCCUGUGUGAGGCCUGGUUGGUUGGCUCAGUUUGAUGAACAUGCUAGGGAAACUACAGAAACCUUCCUCCUCCUGUAACUGUACUGUUGCUGCUUUUCCAGCUUCUGAAACUGUAAAUCUUCUAACAAAAGGAACAAACUUUUACACUCCUUUUGUCUGUUCUUCCCAAAUCAUAAAAGAAGCACUUUUCUACUGUUUGACCGAUCUGUUGAAUGGGAGUUGCAGCAGUAAAUACUUUUUGAAACUCUAAAUGGCCUUUUUUACUCCAGCAUAUGAAUGUUUGUAUUCCAGCACAGCACACAUGUUGGCACUAUAAUGGCAGCUACCGGAGAAGGACUGCCAUUGAAUCUCACAACAAUCUUGGCUUUUAUUUGCUGACCGCUUUACUAAUUUAAACAAGAGCUUUUGUUUGCAGUACAAAUUCUGAAUUGACAAAUUUUUACUCAGACUUUUGAAUUUUGUAAAUUGGUUUUUAUUUU